This is a messenger RNA of Meriones unguiculatus (Mongolian gerbil), 3560 nucleotides long. RefSeq names its product progestin and adipoQ receptor family member 3 (gene Paqr3). Lineage: Eukaryota; Metazoa; Chordata; Mammalia; Rodentia; Muridae. The record is from RefSeq and is a predicted model, not a curated record. Gene Ontology annotation, molecular function: signaling receptor activity. Gene Ontology annotation, cellular component: membrane. Bases 175 to 1110 code for a protein of 311 amino acids. The transcript is spliced from 6 exons.
CAGGCUGCGACGCCCGCGGCCGGCUGGAGCCGAGGCGGCGGAGGUGUGUAGCGGAGCCUGGCCUGGGCAGACGCGGGCCGCAGCACCAGGCUCAGCGGCGGCGGCUCCGGGGCGGGGGCGCCAGCGCGAGGCCCCCUCCCCGGGGAGGCGGGGCCGGGCCGGCGCCGGGGAAUCAUGCAUCAGAAGCUGCUGAAGAGUGCCCACUACAUCGAGCUGGGCAGCUACCAGUACUGGCCGGUCCUGGUGCCCCGCGGCAUCCGCCUCUACACCUACGAACAGAUCCCGGUGUCCCUCAAAGACAACCCGUACAUCACCGACGGCUACCGGGCCUACCUGCCGUCCAGGCUGUGUAUCAAAAGUUUGUUUAUUUUAUCCAAUGAGACGGUGAACAUCUGGAGUCAUUUGCUGGGUUUCUUUCUCUUCUUCACCCUGGGAAUAUACGACAUGACAUCCGUGCUGCCCUCGGCCAGUGCAUCCAGAGAAGAUUUUGUAAUUUGCUCCAUUUGUCUUUUCUGCUUCCAGGUCUGCAUGCUUUGCUCAGUGGGCUAUCAUCUUUUUUCCUGUCAUCGGUCAGAAAAAACUUGCCGAAGAUGGAUGGCCUUGGAUUAUGCAGGCAUUUCUAUUGGAAUACUGGGCUGCUAUGUCUCGGGAGUAUUUUAUGCAUUUUAUUGUAAUAAUUAUUGGCGUCAAGUGUAUUUGAUUACCGUGCUUGCAAUGAUCCUCGCAGUGUUCUUCGCGCAGAUUCAUCCCAGUUACCUCACUCAGCAGUGGCAGAGGCUCCGCCCUAUCAUAUUCUGUUCUGUUUCGGGCUAUGGAGUGAUCCCUACCCUCCACUGGGUUUGGCUCAAUGGAGGAAUCAGCGCCCCUAUUGUACAGGACUUUGCGCCCCGAGUCAUUGUGAUGUACGUGAUUGCUCUUCUUGCUUUCCUGUUCUACAUUUCCAAAGUUCCGGAACGCUACUUUCCAGGACAAUUGAACUACCUCGGAUCCAGCCACCAGAUCUGGCAUAUCCUCGCAGUGGUGAUGCUGUACUGGUGGCACCAGUCCACGGUGUACGUCAUGCGGUACCGACACAGCAAGCCUUGCCCUGACUAUGUUUCCCACCUGUGAAUCCAGGUACGGCCCCUGGUGAAUCCAGUCAUUAAGCAAUACACAGUGGGGGAUCUUAGACCCCAUUGUUUCUGAAGUUCCCAGUUUUCUUCCUUUUUCUCUUUGUUUAAUGGACCAUCAUGCUUGAUAAAAUGGAAAGAUGCACUUGAAUCUGUAGUGAGAACUGUGUGACCCUUGCACCUCAGACACGCCUGUGCAGACAGUGAAAGUCAGAUGUGAGAGGCAGGGAGUCUUGAGUAGCAGCGAACUCUAUGUAAGACCAACUCUUUUUUCUUAGGAAAGACUCCUGUCCAUUAAACAUGGAGGCACCCUGGAGCUGACUGUAAUAGGAGACAUUCUCAUUAAAUGAUCGAAAUUAAGUGCAUCUCCAAGGCAAGGGUUCUCCCCUGUGCUGCUCCAGGAUAGCCAGUGCCACCUUCUGUGCAGUCUGUGAGAAACCUUCACCCCAGUUAUCUCCCUAAGAACAUUUGGAUUUUUGUUUUAGUUUUUAGUUUCCUAACAACAACAACAAAAAAUAAUUCCUCAGUUGAGAAAGGUAUUGAGAAGAGGAAAUAAAGAUGCACUGCUGUUUUUAAAAGCAAUAUUAGACUGGCAACGAGGGAUACGACUGAGCCACACAAAGUCUGACAGCCAAAUUAUCAGCUACCUAAUUUUACUCCAGAUAUUUACUUCCGUAUUCUAAUUGGAUUCUUCACCCUGAAUUUUGAUCCCAGUUUUCCCAAAGAACUCUCAUCUCUAACUCCAUAGUCCUAAGUCUCAUGAUGAUGAGUUCAAAACUAUAUGGGUGCUACUUUCAAGGCCAUGCCAUCUGGGUGACCGUGUCUUGACCAUUAAGUGAACCUUAAGCCUUAGAUUGCAGAUGUCUUAUCCACUGGAGAGAUUAUUCACCUCUGCGCCUGCUUAUACUUGUACUGACAUUUCAUUGACAACUUCAGAGCAUAUAUAAGUGCCAUGUACAGUUUGGAGCUGAAGCGUCUAGUUUAUACUUACUAGAUCUCACUGCCCUGUGAGGGAGUGCACCUCUUAUCUUUUGGUCUUUCUAAAUGCAUAAAUUAAAUCAUUCGCAGCACUCAUGAAAACUUCUGUUGUCCACCAAAUAUAAAGCGUCACCCAAGUUUCUUAAUAAGUUGACAAGCUGUUUUAAAUACCUGGCAUAUUUUCAGAAAAAAAAAAAAAGGAUAAUAUAUCAUAAAAAUUUUCUUGGCAUUGAUGUUUGUUCCCUAAAUGUACUUUCUAUAUUCAGUAUUAGGAAAGUUGAUAUGUAUGCCUCAGCUUAUACCUCUGCAGAGGUUUCUUUCUAGUGUAGUGGUUUUAAAAGUUAAAUUUCCCAUGCUGGUAUGUUAGCAAGAUUUUUCCCCCAGUGGGCUCUGGAAAGGCCACCAUUUCAUAACCGUUGUUAUGAUGGAACACUAUUUGAAAGUGGCUGUUAUAACUUAAGACACAAAUUCUAUUCAUAUGCUCAAUUUUAGAUGAUCUGGACAUAACAAAAGUACCAUAUAUUUUUCAGAAAAUGUCCUUUAUAGGCCUAUAUUGUUCUUGAAUGCACAUUUUGUCAUUUUGGACAGAAGAAAUAGUAAUAAUGAAAUUCCAAUAAUUUUAAGCUAAAUGUGGAGCCAUUUUUAAUAUGAACUCUUCUCAAAAAAAUACCGAGUCUUUUAUUUUUUUAUUUUUAUUUUUUCUUUUCAGACAGGGUCCCACUCUGUAGCACUGGAACUUGCUAUGUAGACCAGUCUGGCCUUGUACUCAGAGAGAUCUACCUGCCUCUUCCUUCUGAAUGCUGGGAUUAAAGGUGUGUGCCACCACACCCAGCCCUAUGUCUUACUUUAAUUCUUGAAAUGUCUGGUUUCUUUUUGUACAUGAAUUCUGUAACAACUGCUGUAUGUAAAACAAACAUAAAAAGAACAUACUUUGUUUUCAAACAACUAUUCUUUGAGGUUAAGACCUAGGUCUGACCGUAGGCAAAGUUAUUCCACGUUCUCUGAAAUGUUCAAUAUUGUAAAACUACUGUUCUCAUAUUUUAUCUUUAUAAUGUAUUUAUCAUAAAGGAAUGACUGUGGAUUGCUGUCAACUAUAAACACUUCUGUAUGUCAGCGUUUAUUGACCCAUCUACUGUGUGCAUAACACUACUGAUAAAAAUUUUAGUUAUAUUAAAGAAUAUUUGACAACUGCAUAAAAUCUGAGCUUUGUAAUAAUGUAUAUUUUAUCAGUUUAGGUUGAAAAUUGUAUUUCCAGCUACAGUAGUUAAAAAGAACUAGUCUUUUACCUGUAUACAAACUAAAACACUUUAAAAGUACAUUUUUAAACUAUCUGUGACUUUUAAAUUAUAUCAUCUUUCUCUAUAAAGCCAUUUUCAAACAGCAAGACAUCACUCAUCUCUGUGGAUUAUAGGAAGUGCAGUUCAGUAGCUGCAUGGCAGAGUGUGCAUAUGUAAAUAAAUGGGGUUUGCUAAA